Messenger RNA from Scomber japonicus (chub mackerel), 2921 nucleotides. RefSeq names its product solute carrier family 36 member 1 (gene slc36a1). Gene Ontology annotation, molecular function: L-proline transmembrane transporter activity; L-alanine transmembrane transporter activity; glycine transmembrane transporter activity. The record is from RefSeq and is a predicted model, not a curated record. The transcript is spliced from 12 exons. Lineage: Eukaryota; Metazoa; Chordata; Actinopteri; Scombriformes; Scombridae. Gene Ontology annotation, biological process: proline transmembrane transport; glycine transport; L-alanine transport. Bases 248 to 1693 code for a protein of 481 amino acids. Gene Ontology annotation, cellular component: vacuolar membrane.
CAGCCAGACAGACACCAUGGCUACGAUAUGAACACACAAGAGGUCUGCGGUAAAAGGUUAGCUCUCUCUGGUACUGGAUACAGUCUUGUUAAGCUCAAGGAGUAAGAGAGACGACACACGGAAAGGAUUUCUUUCUCCGAGUAAAGCAGAAAGCUGUCGAUGCUGGACUCUCUGAUCUCCUCCCAGCAUUAGGAUCCGCAGCAGGGCUGGGAGAGACCAGCCACCCACAAAAACCACCUGACCCGACAUGAUGGCUUCGAGUGACGUAGACAUCCGAGGUGAAGGUUCUUUGUUCUCUGACCAGAACCCUUCAGAAAUGGACGCUCUGUGUCCUUCCCCACCUGGACCGUCCAGACCCCAACGUCACUACGAGAGGAUCGGAGGACGAGCAGGAACCUCUUUUUGUCAGACUCUCAUCCACCUGUUGAAGGGGAACCUCGGUACGGGGCUGCUCGGCUUGCCUCUGGCGGUGAAGAAUGCAGGACUGGUGCUCGGACCAGUCAGCCUGCUGUGUAUGGGCGUCAUCGCUGUUCACUGUAUGAGGCUGCUGGUCAAAUGUUCCCAUCACCUCAGUGUAAAGAUCAACAGGCCGUCUCUGACGUACGGCGAGGCGGCGCAGUACGGGAUGGAAAAUGUAUCGUGGCUGAGGAGACACUCGCAGUGGGGAAGGCGGACGGUGAACUUGUUCCUCAUCAUCACCCAGCUGGGCUUCUGCUGCGUCUACUUUGUCUUCCUCAGUGACAACGUCAAACAGGUGGUGGAAGCGGCCAACGCCACCACCUUCAAUUGCCAGAUAAACAACACCAACCACACCCAGGUGUUGGUGCCGAGCUUCGACUCCCGGAUCUACAUGCUCUUCUUCCUUCCCGCCUUCGUCCUGCUGGUGUUCACCCCCAACCUGAAAUACCUGGCUCCUCUUUCUCUGGUGGCAAACCUCGUCAUGACCGCCAGCCUGAUCCUCAUCUACUUCUACUCACUGACGAACAUCACAGAUCCCAGCAAUCUACCGAAAGUAGGCAGAGCCAAAGACUACCCUCUCUUCUUUGGGACGGCCAUCUUUGCCUUUGAAGGGAUCGGAGUGGUUCUUCCCCUGGAGAACAAGAUGCAGAGGCCUCAGAGUUUCACCGUUGUGCUGUAUUUAGGAAUGGGCAUCGUCACGUUCCUCUACAUCAGCCUCGGUACUAUUGGAUACAUGUGCUUUGGUGAGCACAUAGGGGGUAGCAUCACACUCAACUUGCCCAACUGCUGGACAUACCAGGCCGUGAAGCUGCUCUACUGCUUUGGUAUUUUCAUCACCUUCGCCCUGCAGUUCUACGUCCCAGCUGAGAUCCUCAUACCACCGGUCGUGGCUCGUGUGUCGGAGAGGUGGGAGACGGCCGUCGACCUGCUGCUACGCACCGUUUUGGUCAUAUUUACAUGCGCUCUCGCCAUCCUCGUACCGGAGCUGGAUCUGGUCAUCUCGUUGGUGGGCUCGGUCAGCAGCAGCUUCCUGGCUCUCAUCUUCCCUCCCAUCCUCCAGAUUAUAACGUUCCACAACGAGGACCUGUCGCCGCUCGUCACCGUCAAGAAUGUCGUCAUCAGCGUGAUCGGGUCCGUCGGCUUCCUCACGGGAACGUACAUCGCCAUCGUGGAAAUCGUGGCCCGCAACGCAGUCAAACACGAAGAGACGUUCUCCACCUACAUGGUCCAGUGAUGGAAGUGAGAUGACUGUCGGCAGGUGCGGGUGGAGGAAGUAACCCCACCUACUCACCGUUCGUUUUAGGGCACAUUUUUAAAAGUUUUUCCUUCACGUCUUUUUUUUUUUUAAUUUGCUGCUGUUGGAAACGGCGGCCAUUUUUUUUUCUUUUUUUCCUUUUUUUCCCGGAUUAAUCGAUCUCAUGUUUUUAGCAGUAUGAAGAUGUACAGAUUUGUGGUGCUUUGGUGUCGUGUCCAAUCGUGUCCGUCGUACAUGCCUACUGGCUAUUACUUACAUCCAUCUCAUCACACUUUAGUGCAAUGUUAAUGGUAACAUAGUUAUUACGGUAAAACGAAACGAUUCCUUCAAAAAGAUAUAUAUAUAUAAAUAAAUAAAUAGAGGGCAUGUUUUCUUUUUUAGAGAGGAGUUCUCAUCUCGACAGCCUGAAUAUAUUGAUGUGUUUUAUGUUUUUAGUCAAAGAUUCAAUCUACCUCACAAACUGGUAACGAUUUGGUCUUUCAAAUUUUUAUUUUAUUUUUCUUUAACAUCCAGAUUAGAAGCUGUUGCCGCUGUUGUGUGGACUUUUUUUUAACCCUUUCAGCCCAAAUAGCUUCUCUCUUUUUUUUCUAUUAUUUUUAGAGCUGUUUUCAGUUUCAACCAACCACCCAUCACCUCAUUUAGAAAAAAGAAAAGGAGAAAAAAAGCUUUUUUUUUUUUUUUUGGUUGCACUUUGAUUUAUUAUGCCUUAUUCAGUAAAAAGGGCGCACUACUUUGACUUUAGUUAACACAUGACAUACAUAAACCUUCAAUUAAUUAACUGUAAUAUAUAAAACAGAUGUUAGGGGGGGUUUUUUUCUAACAAAACUUACGACAUAAAAAUAGGGUUGGGUAUGAAAAUGGAUCUGAAUUAGAUCCAGUUAAUGAAAAAAAUGUGCUUUUCAUUUUCACUUCUCAAAUCUCGACAGUGAGUUGACGAUAAGAUCUGUUGACGUCACCGUUAACAUAUGCAUCACAGCGUGUGUGUGUGUGUCUGUGUGUGUUAACAUACAGCACAGCUCAUUGCAUUCAGCAUCCAGAAAAAAGAAAGACGAGAGCUUAUCUUCUAAUUAUGACUCAGUGUCUCAUAAUGUUUCAGCGUGUAGUGUAAAAUAAAAUAAGCAGUGAGCAGUUUAUGAGAGCAAUAUGUCUCCUGGAGUGAUCUCACACACAAUAACCCCCUCAGAUAAGUCAUAACGCUGUUUGUGAC